GACGAUAGUAGGGCAUUUCAAGCACAGCAGCAACGCUACUGAAAAACUCAAAGAUUUUCAAUUGCAAAUGAACUUACCUUCAUUAAAAGUUAAGCAAGAUGUGCCUACAAGGUGGAAUUCUAGUUUUAUAAUGAUGGAAAGACUUGUAAACAUUAAAGCCCCUUUAUCUGCUACUAUGUCAACUCUACCUCGAGCACCAAAUUAUUUAAAUGCGUCCGAGUGGGAGAUAAUAUUAGAUUGUACUCAUAUUUUAAAGCCAUUUCAAAUAAUGACAGCGGAAUUAUCAGGUGAAAAGUACCCAACAUUAAGUGUAGUUAUACCACUUAUUAGAGGUCUUCAACAUAUUUUAAGGAACUUACAAACAGAAACUGAUGUUGGGGACGUAUUUAGAAAUAUGUUGAUGGAUAUAGUCAGUAGACGAUUGGGCAUUUUAGAAAAGAAUAAAAUUGUUGCAAAAGCAACAUUCUUAGACCCGCGGUUCAAAAAAAUUGCGUUUGGUUUACUUGAAAACGCUAGUAAUGCGCAAAAAUGGGUAAGCGAAGAAUUGACAAUGAUGAUCAGCACAAAUACUGAAAUGGAAAACGUAAUUAAUACAACUGAAUCUACCAUAGAACUCACGUUAAAUAGUACUAAUAUAAAUACAACUGAAUCACUAUGGGAGCAUUUUGAUAAUAAAGUCGCUCAAGUCAAAACUACAUCAAAUCCAAAUAUAACUUCUUCUUUGAUAAUACGUCAAUAUUUAGAAAUGACACUUUUAGACCGUAAAAAAAACCCAUUAGAAUUUUGGAAACAGUAUAAAAACACGUUUCCAGAUUUGUAUAAUAUGCUGCUGAAGUAUUUAUAUAUUCCAGCAACAUCUGUUCCGUCUGAACGGUCCACUUAUAAUAUUGAUUACUUAUUUUCAUCAUAUGAUAACAUCCAGCAAUUAAAACCGUCGAAGUACAACCGUGUUUAUUUAAAUCAGUUAUUGCGGCAAACAAAAACAGAAAACAGAAAUAAAAAAAAGUCGCAAAGUUUUGUAAAACCUAAAACACCAUGUAAACUGGUCGGUUCAUACUGUUCAUAG
Melanaphis sacchari is the source of this 1066-nucleotide messenger RNA. Its product is annotated as zinc finger BED domain-containing protein 4-like. The annotation marks the transcript as partial. Lineage: Eukaryota; Metazoa; Arthropoda; Insecta; Hemiptera; Aphididae. Gene Ontology annotation, molecular function: protein dimerization activity. The transcript is spliced from 3 exons. The record is from RefSeq and is a predicted model, not a curated record.